Psylliodes chrysocephalus is the source of this 1218-nucleotide messenger RNA. The record is from the annotation of a GenBank genome assembly. NCBI's taxonomy places the organism in Eukaryota, Metazoa, Arthropoda, Insecta, Coleoptera, Chrysomelidae.
AUGAAAUUAUCAAUUCGUGGAUUAUAUUUUGACGGCCGUAAGGAUAAGACUGUGGCAAUUUCUCUGGAUUUAAAACGCCGAACAUCUAGUGUAGAAGAGCACAUCGUUCUAAUCGAAGAACCGAGAUCUUUCUAUCUAGGGUACGUUUCGUCUGUGAGUUCCAGUGCUGAAAAUAUUUUUAGAAGCAUUAUAGACUUUUUUGAAACUUCGUCAAAAUCUUUAGAAAACAUAGUGGCAGUUGGUUGUGAUGGAACCGUUACAAACACAGGGCACAAUAGUGGAAUUAUUGUACGUUUAGAGCAGCACAUUAAAGCUCCUAUUCAUUGGUUCAUUUGUCAACUGCAUGCAAACGAACUGCCGUUGCGGCAUUUAAUUCAGCACUUAGAUGGCAAUACAAGGGGGCCUAAUAUGUCGGGAGUAAUUGGUAAGGCACUUCAAAGUUGCGAAAACCUUCCUAGAGCUAAGUUUAAAACUAUAAAUGUUGUUCUGCCAGAGAUUUCGAGGGAAAUUUUAAGCACAGAUAAGUUUUACCUUUAUGAUAUUUGCAAGUUUGUCUCGACCGGUGUUUGUGACGACAGAUUUCUAAACAGACAUCCGGGAAAGUUGGUUCACUCCCGAUGGCUUACCACCGCAAAUCCUAUCCUAAGACUCUAUGUGUCGACUCAGGAUCCGUCAAAUUAUCUAAAAAUUUUGGUAGAGUUCGUUGCAAAAGUUUAUGUUCCGAUGUGGUUUGCAGUAAAAACCAAACCAUUUUGUAUUUAUGGUGCAAAACAUCUCUUUGAUACUAUUAAGCGUUCAAGGUAUUUACCACUUGGGCUGAAAAAUGUAUUGGACCCCGUUAUUCAGAGAAAUGGUUAUUUUGGCCACCCGGAGAAUAUGUUGUUGACAAUGUUGACUGAUGAACGAAAAACUAUCCGUGAGCUGGCAGUUAGGCGAAUUAUUAAAAUUAGAAAUCAAACGGAUCUUCACACAGAAGUUCGAGCAUUCAUUUUACCCAAAUUUAACUUCGAUGCCGAAGACUAUUGUGACCUUCUUCAAACUUGGCAGGAAUUUCCUGUCACUAAACCACCUCUUUUAAAACAAGUAUCUGAAGACGAUUUGCAAGAAAUUGUCAAAGACUACUCCAAUUCUUUGGUCAUUACGGAAAUAAUGCAGUUCCCUUGUAACACUCAAGCUGUAAAAAGGGCAGUUAAACUUGUGACAGAGUCUUCUUUAUAA